Zygotorulaspora mrakii is the source of this 4710-nucleotide messenger RNA. It is a transcript of the gene RKR1, whose product is annotated as ubiquitin-protein ligase RKR1. Gene Ontology annotation, biological process: ribosome-associated ubiquitin-dependent protein catabolic process; rescue of stalled cytosolic ribosome. Gene Ontology annotation, molecular function: ubiquitin protein ligase activity; ribosomal large subunit binding; zinc ion binding. The coding region runs from base 1 to 4710 and encodes 1569 amino acids. The transcript has a single exon. Gene Ontology annotation, cellular component: cytosol; RQC complex. The record is from RefSeq and is a predicted model, not a curated record. NCBI's taxonomy places the organism in Eukaryota, Fungi, Ascomycota, Saccharomycetes, Saccharomycetales, Saccharomycetaceae.
AUGUCUUUUGGUGGGAUCAAUACAUUCCAACAAUAUUCGACGGAUUAUGGUCUCGGUCAUAAUGGCAUUAAAGUUUCAUUCAACUUUUUUGAUGGAAUUCCUGAGGCCUCUUUGCUGAACUCAUUGGCGUCAAAUGAACUUCAAUUGAUAUUUAAGCUAUUACUUAAAAAAGAUGAGGUUACUAAGGAAAAGGCACUUUCAGACUUGCUGAAACUUUUGAAUGAUUUUCCCAGUAAUAAGUAUCUUUUUGCUGAUGAUAUCUUUUCUCUGUGCUGGUCUCAAGUGUAUCCUAAACUUUUGCUAAGCAAUUCCAAAAAUAUCAGAGUUCAAUCUCAUCAAGUAACAUCCACUCUUAUCAAAGUUUUGCAUAAGAAAAUAGCAAAGUUUUUGAAAGACUUCAUACCACCACUUUUAUUAGGAAGUUGCGAUUCAGACUCAUUUGUCAGUAAGUCAUGUUCGAAUUUCAUUAGCAGUGCUUUCAACGGAGACUCUAAAAAAAUAAGUGCGCUAUGGACACUUUUUCAUGAAGAUAUACUGAACCUCGUGAAGGAAGUUAUCGUAGUCGAGAACGAUGGGACCAUCUCAGACGAGCGCUAUAUUGGUAAGGAGGAUUCUCAACUUAGAUACAAUAGGCUACUAACGAGCACUAUAUUGCUUCUAAAUACUUUAAUUGCAUCCGAUGAAAAGAACAUGGACAAUCACAGGAUUACGUAUAAGAAAAUUUUAAGCUCAGAUUCAUUAUGGAACCUUUUAAGCCUAAAAAAUACACUUUUCCUGAAGGGUUAUGAAACAGUUUUGAGAUUACUCCAAUUACUAUAUCGCAUAGGUUACCUUAGAUCACACAAAGAAAUCUUGAAAAUAUCUGUGCGGAAAUUACUCAAGUCAUUGGCACAAGUUAACCAGAAGAACAUUUUGAAAGUUUCGGAUCUUAUGGUGAGCAUGCUCGAUUCUCUCAACUUGCUUAAUGAAUACAAGGAUGGUAAAAUAUGGACAUAUGAUAAAUCUUCAAAGGAGAAACUAAUGUCGUUUUUAUCGGUUUGCUGUAGUAAUCCACAUCCUGGUUACUUUGCAUCUAUGUUUAGGUUUUACGAAGGAACAGCUGCUGAUGCACUUUUAAACUAUGAACAUGAGUGGUUACCCCUAUGGAGAAAGUCUAUAAAAGCCCUUAAUGAGAGAAGCUUUCUUGGUAGGUAUGGGGCAGACCUUCUAACUGAGUUUUGGACGUACUAUUUAAAGUUUACCGAUAGCACUAUGGAAUCAAAUGCGAAGUCAGCAGCUCAAUCAGAAAUACUUGAAACACUGGACAGUGAAAAAUCCUUGUCUAAGCUACCAACAUUAACAUUGGCUCUCAAGGAUAGUUUACCUCAGGACUUUGUGAUUGAAGAGAUCUUUAAACGUUUGAAACUUCAAGAUUCAGUAAGAGCUGCAGAUCACUAUCUGCAGAAUUUACUACUUUUGUUGAUUACCGGUUCUGACACAGGUGAGUCCUUAAGGAAUCUGAUGGAUAUAUUCCUAGAUCUUAUUAAUCAGAAUGAUAUAACUGAUGAAAAAAUCAUAUUGAUUAACAUACUCAUCCGAACCUUGGUUAAAGCCGAUCUCAAAAUACUUUGCCAGGAAUACACCAAAUAUAUAACUGUGAUACCAAAAUUGGUUAAUGAGAAUGUGUAUGAUGAUUUGGCUGGCACUGUUAUCGACUACUCCAACAUGAAGACAACCGAAAAGGGUAAGGGUGAGGCUAGUAUGGAGUGUAUUGAAGAAUUCUUUAACGUAGCGAUUACAUGCCAAAUUUCGGAUGAGAAUAUUAUCAGUACGUUGAAAUCCAUGGAUAAACAUACGGCCGAGCAACUUCUGGGAUGUCAACCACUGAAAGAGUUUAUCGACAACUACAUUGACUUAUAUAGGUACGGUGAUGACGGGAAAUUAUUCAAAACGCCUUUGAUAAGCAAUGAAAUUAUUGAUAGACUUUUUGAAAGUGCUAAAGUAAACAACCUCGUAGAACGUUUUUGUGACGCUUCCGUGGAUCUAGAGUUGGAGCAGAAGGAACAUCUUUUAAAAGCCACAGACUUUCUUCAAACGUGCAUGUUCAACAUUUCUGAAAAAUGUACCUCAAAAGUAAUGCAAAUUGCAGAAUCGUUCAUCAGUUGUAACAGUAAAAUAACAAAGAAGCUCUCUGUUACGAUAGUAGAACACGCCAAAAGCAGAGAUUCUUCGCAUCAGGAGAGACUAUGUGUUGACUACGCUAUUCAACUAUUAAAAUCUUCUCGUGAUAAUACCGAGCUUUUCUUUCCUCCCCGAUUGAUUGAGCUACUUGAUAAGGCUGUUCCCUAUAUUGACUACAGGUUUACACUUAUCAAUUGCUUAGGACUGAAUACGCAUCUUCUUCCAACUUCCCAAGAAGAGGUGGAUCUAAAUGACAUGGAAGAACUGAUCAAACUUGGAAUCUUUCUAGAUACAAUUUGUUCUGAAAUUCCCAUCUUAUUGACUGAUGAAGUAUCAGUAUUUUUGACAAUGGUCUCGGAACUCGCGGGCGAUUUCAAUUGCCUUUCUAUUAAACCAAAAGAGAGCUACGUUAAUAUUAAAAAUUCUCUGCUCAAAUCUGAUAAUUUAAAAGUAUCCGCGAACUAUAUCAUUUUAAAAUUGACAGACUCUGCUGAGGCAAAUGAAGAAAGCGAUGUUUCAACUGCGCUUUUUUCCUUAUUGCUUGCUAAGAGUGCUUCUGCAGUAAUUCAAUUUUACAGCUUUAGGAUCAUCUACAAGGUAUUGUUGAAUGAGGUUGAUUCUUUGAGUGUGUCCUCUCUCGAUCGCCUUUUACCAUCUAUUGAAAAAUUUAUUAGUAAUGUCGUGAGGUCUAAAACAUCAAAGGAUCACGAAUAUAUGGCUUCUGCUGUUAUCUUAUCAUCAGUAGUGAAUGCUAAUUGCACUAGUGAGAGAUCAUUCAUGAAAUUAAGAAAUUUUUUGGCAUCAGAGUGUAUUGGAGUUGGAGAAAAUGAGAUAUAUGAUAAGACUUGCAGAACAAUUAUAUUACUCAUCAAUUUUAUAUCGUUUUCCAAGGAACUUGGUCCCUAUACGCCAAUAGCACCGCAGAGAUUAAAUAUGAUGCUCAAAACAAUUGAAAAGUGGUUCGACAGCGACAUUCCAUACAACCCUCAAUUUAGCCUUAUGAAUUUGGUUCUGUUAAAUUUUUUCGCUUCACUAAUUUCAAAUUCUUUACCAGUUGCUUCGAAUUCUGCAAUAACUGACCUAGCUGCCAGGCUGCUUACAGACUCUCUUACCUUGUGUGAACUUGAAGAUUCGUCCUAUCUUUUAGAAUUACGUCUUUAUUCUUUGAAAUUGUAUGUUGCUGUUUCAACCGCCGGCAUUAUUUCUCCCGAAUAUUCCACUGAUAUUUUUACGUGUCUUAUGGAGCUUUGUCUCACUGAUUUUAAAUCUGAAACGAAUAACCAGAUCUCCGUUGAUUUUUAUAGGGAUUUGAACAAGGUUUUUAUGAAGUUCGAUGUUAAAAUGCUGUUGGAUUAUUAUGAUGCCUUCUUAGAUUCUUUCCUCACGAAAGCUGGCGUAAAGAAUUUCAACAGGUUAAGACUUAUAAUGAUUAUUCUGCGAAGGCUCGUCAAAGAAAGGCAGCAAGAAGCAGUCGUUGAGUAUGAACUUGAAAAACAACAAAAACUAGUUCGAGAUGAUACAAAAACAGAGGAGGUUGAAAACUUCGAGGAAGACAAUAAAGAAGAUGAAAAAUUUAAACUCCCUCAAGUUUUGAUUGAAAAAUUGAAAGAAGAGGUUCCACAAGAUUAUUUGGAAUACGAGAAUGAGUACCAAUUUCUAAAGUAUUUGUGGUACUGGGAUUUGGUUUUAGAGUUCUUUGACAGCUCAUCAUAUAAUUUGCGUCAAUUGUUCAUCGAACAGUUGAAAUUCGAGGACAUGAUCAAUAGAUUUUUCAAUUUUGUCACUGACCAAAUCGAUUUACAGGAAACGAAAUUCUGGGAAAAUGUCGAGUCGAUACAUUUUUUAAGUUAUAGUGCUACCGGAGAAGACUUUUCGCCAUUCUCAGAAGAUGUUUAUGUUGAAUGUAAGACACUUUUAGCUCAUUCUCUGUAUAGAAUGUUCGACAAUGUUGGAUCUCUUACAGCAAACUGGUGGCUGAACAUAAAGGACAGAUCUUUUCAAUCAAAAGUGGAAAAGUUUGUCACUAAAUUUAUCUCACCUAUUCUGAUUCAGCACGAGCUCAAAAUUGUUUCCCAAAAGAUGGGUUCCUUGACUUCCAAAGAUGAUGCUUUGAGUAUCAAAAUCAACAAGGUGACGGAUGAAGUCAAGGCUACCUAUUUAAUUGAUGAACAGAAAUUGGAAAUAUCUUUUAAGUUACCUGGUAAUUACCCGCUAACUAAUAUCGAGGUAAUAGGAGUCUCCAGAGUCGGUAUUAGUGAGCAAAAGUGGAAGCAAUGGAUAUUAUCUACACAACGUGUAAUUACCGGGAUGAACGGCUCUGUAAUGGACUCAUUGGAAUUGUUCACAAAAAAUGUCAAUUUACAGUUCUCUGGAUUUGAAGAAUGUGCCAUUUGCUAUUCUAUCCUGCAUGCUGUUGAUCGCAAACUUCCUACAAAGACAUGCCCAACGUGUAAUAAUAAAUUUCAUGGCGCUUGUCUUUACAAAUGGUUUAGGUCAUCCGGGAACAAUACAUGUCCCCUUUGCCGUAGUGUGAUCCCAUUCAGAAGGUGA